AACAUUUCGUAGGUCACUCCUAGAGGGGAAUUCAUUUCUUUUCCUGAUAAAGUAUACGUGGCCUAGGGUGCUCUAUUUCUGUAUGUAACUAAAUCGGCUCAGCAAAAGAUGGCCCCUUCAAAUGCUCUGUGCAUGAUACAGUCAGAAGUAUCACUCAUGCUUACUGCCUUGCGAUGUAGCCACAGGAAUUCUUUUAGGAUGUACCAAGAUGAGAGUAAAAGACCUCUGAUAUCGAAUUUCAACCAAUUAAGAUCUAUCCUAAACGUGGCUAAAAGUGUUAACGAACUGGAACCAUUAGUUUAUCUUGCACCAUUUCUUGAAGUUAUCCGUUCAGAAGAUACAACAGGUCCAGUUACAGGUCUUGCAUUAACUGCUGUGGAUAAGUUUCUAUCUUAUGGACUUUUGGAAUUACCUCCUACAAAAGCAGAGGAAUCAUCUGGAAAUAAAACUACUGGGUCAUUGAAUUCUAUUGGAUUAGCAGUUGAAGCAAUUGCCGAUGCAAGUACUCAAGCCCGCUUUGUAGGAACUGACCCACGUUCAGCAGAGGUUGUAUUAAUGAAAGUUUUACAUCUAUUACGAACAUUAUUACUUGUUCCUGCUGGAGCUCUCGUCUCAGAUCGAGCUAUUCGUGAAAUUCUACAAAGUUGUUUCCGUAUAUGUUUUGAACCGAAAUUAAGUGAAUUAUUGAGAAGAACAGCUGAAUUAUGUUUGGCUUCCAUGAUUCAGCUAUUUUUCAGUCGUCUACCAACAUUAGUUGGAUUUAAAACAGAUCGAAGUGUACAACAAUCAACUGUACAAUCUGACAAUUCAAUGAUACCCGCACAACCUGAUACACAUUCUUCUUCUGAUAAUUCAAAAACAAUCGAUCCUCCUGCUCCUGCUCCUGCUCCUGCUCCUCCUGCUGCUCAACCACAACCACAACCAUAUACUAUUGAAACUGUCUAUGAACUGUUACGCAAUCUUAUUUACUCUCUUUCACCGGAACAUAAUAAGGAGAGUGUGAUUUCCAUAUCAUUAGGUCUUAUCACCAUUGCGCUAGAGACAGGAGCUGAUGCAAUAGCCAAUAGUCCACGAUUACUUCAUUUAGUUCGAGGUGAUUUAACGAAAUAUUUAAUGUUGCUAUUAUAUUCAGAGGAUAUUUGGCAAUUUGCUGCUACUCUACGUGUAUGUUUCUUGCUAUUCGAAUCUAUGAGAAGUCAAUUAAAGUUACAAAUGGAGGUUUAUUUACAACGUUUAAUAGCAAUUAGUUCUUCUGAAAAUGAAUCAACUACUUAUGAACGACGUGAAAUCGCACUAGAUUCCGUUGUUCGUUUACUUUUAGUACCUGGUUUAGCUACAGAACUUUAUGUGAAUUAUGAUUGUGAUUCAUAUUGUUCAAAUUUAUUUGAAGAGAUUACAAAAAUGUUAGCUAAAAAUGCUUUUCCUGUUGAACGUUUAAUGGGUACUCAUUUGUUGGCAUUAGAUGCUCUAUUGGCUGUAUUGAAUACAAUUGAAGUUCAAUGCGGUUCAUCAUCAUCACCGUCCUCUUCGUCGAUAUCAGCUACGACGACGACAGCUGCAGCCACAACAGCAACAACAACACCGGCAACGACUGCGAUUACGGAUCAAAAUUCUUCUGUGAGUGAUGAUACUCAGCAUAGUCAGUCUAAUAGUCGAACAGUACGACCUAAUCGUCACUUUGUUGAUGUCGCCAAUCUACCAUCUCGAGAAGAAUUGAAUAUUGCCAAAUCUAAAAAGAAGUUAUUAAUAUUAGGUUCAGAUCAUUUUAAUACAAAACCAAAACGUGGCAUUGCAUUUUUACAAGAAAAUCAUUUAUUACAAACUCCAUUAAAUUAUGAUGAAUUGGCAAUGUUUCUACGUGAAAAUCCACGUUUAGAAAAACGAAUGAUUGGCGAGUAUAUUAGUGAUCGUGAAAAUAUUGAUGUGUUAAUUGCGUUUGUUAAGCAAUUUAAUUUUGUUGGUGUGCCAAUUGAUGAAGCUCUGCGUAUUUACUUGGAAGCAUUUCGUCUACCUGGUGAAGCCCCGCUAAUUCAACGUAUCAUGGAACAAUUCGCUGAACAUUGGUAUCAUUCCAAUGCAGCACCAUUUAUUGAUGUGGAUGCUGCAUUCACACUAGCUUAUGCUAUACUCAUGUUGAAUACUGAUCAACAUAAUCCUAAUUCGAAACGACAAAAUGCACCAAUGCGUUUGGAAGAUUUUAAAAAGAAUUUAACUGGUAUGAAUGGUAAUCAAGAUUUUGAUUCAAAACUAUUAGAAUCAAUUUAUCAUAAUAUACAUCAUUAUGAAAUUGUUAUGCCUAUUGAACAAACUGGUUUAAUACGUGAAAAUUAUUUAUGGAAAUGCCUUCUACGUCGUUCCACUACUAAACAAGCAAUAUUUUAUCAUAUACAAUCUGGUGGUGCCCUAUAUGAUGCUGAUUUAUUCGAGCUGAUUUGGGGACCGACUGUAUCAGCAUUAUCAUUUAUCUAUGAUAAAACCCAUGAUCCUGAAGUACAAUCGAAAGCCAUUGAUGGAUUUAACCGGUGUGCAACAAUCGCUUCUUAUUAUGGCAUGAGUGAUGUAUUAGAUAAUUUAGUGAUAUCUUUAUGUAAAUUUACUACAUUACUCACUGUGAAUGAUAAUCCAAAAAAUCUCCGACUUAUGCUUGGACGUAAUACUAAAGCAUGUUUAGCACUUUGUUUAGUAUUUCAUAUCUCAUCUAAACAUGCUGAUAUUUUACGUUAUGGUUGGCAUUCUUUAUUAGAUUGUCUAUUACAAUUAUUUCGUGGUAAUCUUUUACCAAAUGAAUUAUUGGAAUCACAAGAUUUCUUAUCAAGUUCACGUAAAAUUUGUAUCACAACAAAAGGUUGUUGUAUAUCGUUGAAAAAAGAUGCGAGAAAUUCACGUCAUUCAUUGAAACAUCGUCAAAAAACGUCGUCUUAUUUAAAUAAUACUAAAGAUAAUCGAGAAUUAGGUGUUUUCAGUUCAUUCUAUCAGUAUUUAAUGACUGGUUCUUCAUGGAUUGGUUCAAGUGAUGACUCAGACAAUGAACAUCAACACGAUGAAGAUGAAGACGAAGACGACGAAGAGGACGAAGACCAAGACGACAACUCAGUUAAAACAACAACGAAUGCUGUUUCCGAUGAUAACAAAUUCCUUCAUUCAUCUAAAUUGAUCAAUAAUCAAAAUCAUUUAUUAUCAUCAUUAUCCUCGUCAUCAUUACUGAUUAAUCGUAGUCAAUUAGAUGAACAAACCGCGUGUCGUUUUGCAUCGGAAAUAGUUGUUCAAUGUCAUAUUGAACAAUUAAUUGAAGAUAGUAAAUUCUUAGUGGAUGCAUCAUUAAUGGAAUUAAUUAAGGCUCUAUUAUGUGCUACACGAGGUGAUUCUUCGAUUACUCUUCCAAAUAGUUUUGAUUCUGAUAUGAUAUUCUCUAUGGAAAGCUUACAAUAUGAUGAAUUUUCUCAAUCAAUGCAUUCAAAUAUUGAUUCCGGUCUACCGUCAACAUCAUCAGCAGCAACAUCACCAGCACCACAACCAUCAGUUCAUUCAAUUCCUCCAUUGACUAGAACUGGUAGUAGUUCCACAGAAGUCGACCUAUCCAACACCAGUGUUACAACACUAGAUCGAACUCAGCCGAAUCUACCAACAACAACACCAACACCAUCGACUCAUUUGGAUACUUCACGUCAUCAUUAUUAUCAUCAUUAUUCACCAUGUAUUCCAGUUGGUGGUGGUGGUACAACGUCGUCAUUAUCUCCGUCAUCAUCUGACAAUUGUCGUGUAUUCUGUUUAGAAUUACUUAUCCGUGUAUUAAUGCAUAAUCGUGAUCGUUUAGUUGGUUUAUGGUCAUUAGUUAAAUAUUAUCUUGUUGAUAUGUUAUUAUUACUGUCAUCAUCAUCAUCUCCAUCAUCGCCGUCAUCGCCAUCAUCGCCAUCCCCAUCAUUGGGGUAUUCAUCGCAACUUCUGAUUGAACGAGUAAUUGUUGGUUUUCUACGUUUAGCUAUUUGUUUAUUACGUCGACAUGAAGUAACUAGUCAAAUAUUUGCCACACUCUAUUGGUUGCUGUUAAAUCAUGGUGAACAACUGAUGUAUUAUGUCAAUCAAUUAUCGGAUGAAUCACCGACACAAACAACCAUCUCUUCACCGAAACUAUCCAAUUCACGUAAUAUGCAGAAAAAGCCUUCUACAUUCUCUGUUCACCAUACAGAUAUUAAUAGUAGUGUAUUGUUUAAACAAGGUUCACGUGUUGCUCAACAAGUAAUUGGUGGUUUAACAGAUCUAUUAAGAAAUCAUUCUGCUGAUUUACCGGAUCCAAUUACUGAUUGGAAACUUAUUUUCGGUUUAUUAGAAAUUUGUGGAGCUGGUCGUAGAGCUAGCAUUCAUUUGACACGUAGUAGAACAGUAGCGAAAUGUAGUCGUAACAGUGAAGAAGAGAUUUCAUAUUCCAGUUCAAAUAUUCCACAAAAAACUGGCAUCAAUCAUCAUUCGAAUCCGUAUAAAUCCAGUCGUGGCUAUACAAGUGAUAGUGAAGCACAACAUACUAUUGUUCAUGAAGUCCCACCGUCAAUUGGAACUAAAUCAUCAUUACACUUAUCCACUAGUAGUAGUACAGAGAUGUUUGUAUCGGGCAAUACUACUACUACUGCUGCUACUACUACUAGUGAACCAAUCCAGAAGAAUACGUUGGCGAAUGAUGAAAAUGUGAAAACAGAUCAUCUUUCCGAAUCAUAUGAAGUGAUUGCGAAACCGCCGUCUCUUAUGGAAACACCACCACAUCAUCCAACCUGGAUGAAAUCAUCACUUCUUAUAUCUCCUUCGGUUUUAAGUUAUGAUGUUGUCAUUGGUACACGAGAUCCAGUCACAUUAGAACAAGCUGUUGAUUGUUUAGCAUUUUUAAUUCGUGAUCCAGCUCAUAUUACACCGGAUAAUUUUGAGUGUGCAGUUCAAGCAUUACGUGUUUUUGUGGAAACUUGUAUUAGUUUACCAUUGAAAAAUACAACAACAAAUAAAGUUCUGUCUUCUUCGCAUGCUAAAACGGAAUCAAGUCCUCCUCCUCAUCAUCAUCAUCAGCAGCAACAGCGACAUCGUCGACAUACAGAUAAUGAACUACAACCGCCACAACGACAUCUACAACAACCACAUUAUGAACAUGGUAAAAUGAAAACAUUAAGGAAAGGUGUGAUAUUUAGUGAAUCAGCACUUAGUCCAGUGACUAGUGUUAUUGCUGUCCAGCUUUUAGAUCUAAUCAACAUUUUAUUCACACGUGCUACAUCAAUCUAUAGAGAAUGGACAAGAAUUAUUUCUAAUCAAAUAACAACUCCUUCAUCUAUUACUAACACACAUUUACAUGUUAAUGAAGAUUUGUCAUUAAAUCCGUCAGAUAAAGAUGACACACAUAGAUCUAUACAACCACAAAAUGAAUUAGAUGAAGUGAUAAAUUUAAAUCAUUUAUGGACUAUAUGUUGGUGUCCAUUAUUACAAUCCACUGCACGACUGUGUUCGGAUCAACGUCGUGAUGUACGUAUGGAUGCAUUGACUUAUUUACAAAAAGCAUUACUAUCACCUACGCUACAUUUAUUAACUGGUAAACAAUGGGAAUAUUGUUUUAAUCAAGUUUUAUUUCCUCUAUUAUCUGGUUUCUUAGAAACUAUUCCAUUUGAAGAACAACAAGUUGGCGGUCAGAAUACAAAACAAUUGCAUACAAUUGAAUUUGCUGAUCCACGUAUGCGUGCUAUUCCAUUGUUGACUAAAGUAUUCUUGCAACAUCUUCGUCCAUUAUAUGAAUUAGACAGUUUUAAUACCAUAUGGAUACGUAUGCUUGCCUACAUGGAACAAUAUAUGUUGGCUAGUAGUAAUUCUGAUUCAUUGAUGGAUGCUGUACGUGAAUCAUUAAAAAAUGUUCUACUAGUCAUGUGCACUGGUACACAUGAUCUCAAUCCAAUUCUGAUGAAAAAUGCUCCACCAAAUUCUAAUUCUGCUAUUCUAUGGGAAUUAACAGAAAAACAUUUAUCCACAUUUUUGCCUGAAUUAUUAGAACAAUUAUUCCCGAAGGCGCAUUCAACUGAUCCACCAUCAUCACCGCUCCUAUCAGCAUCAUCACCUCCCCCGCCGACAACAUCAUCAGUAGUAGUAGAACCAUGUUCAACAACUGCAUUGAAUAAUGAUGAUGUUGUUGUUGAAGAAGAUUCUACACAUCAUCAUCAUGAGUCGUCAUUUAAUGCUGAUCAUUCAAGUACUACAGUUGAUCAAAUUCCAAUCGAAUCACCGACUGUAGAGACGAAACAAUCACCACCAUCGCCACUGCAACCACCACAGUGUGAUGAUAUCAAUCCUCAUUCCAAUAGUCCAAUCAUCCUAGCAGACCAACACUAUUCAUCAAAUCAUGAUGACCUAAAUAAAUCUUCAAUGGAAUCCUAUGAAAUGAAACUAUCCAAUCAAAAUAGUUCAGCGACAAUUUAUAAUUUAUAA
Messenger RNA from Schistosoma turkestanicum, 6447 nucleotides. NCBI's taxonomy places the organism in Eukaryota, Metazoa, Platyhelminthes, Trematoda, Strigeidida, Schistosomatidae. The record is from the annotation of a GenBank genome assembly.